Messenger RNA from Aspergillus glaucus CBS 516.65, 761 nucleotides. RefSeq names its product type 1 glutamine amidotransferase domain-containing protein. Bases 1 to 708 code for a protein of 235 amino acids. The record is from RefSeq and is a predicted model, not a curated record. Gene Ontology annotation, molecular function: glyoxalase III activity. NCBI's taxonomy places the organism in Eukaryota, Fungi, Ascomycota, Eurotiomycetes, Eurotiales, Aspergillaceae. The transcript is spliced from 3 exons.
AUGGCCCCAAAAGUCCUCAUUGUCCUAACCUCCGUCGACAAAAUCCCGGGAACCGACCACCAAACAGGCUGGUUUCUGCCGGAAUUCGCCCACGCCCACAAUGUCCUCAAAGGAAAAGCAGAAAUGGUAAUCGCCUCUCCAAACGGCGGCGAAGCACCACUCGAACCCGCAUCUGUGGAGAUGUUUAAAAACGAUCCCGUAUGCACGAAAUUCUUGAAUGAGAACCAGUCGCUCUGGAAGACGACUAGGAAGUUGUCAGAUGUCCUAGCAGAGGUUGAGGGGUUUGAUGCGAUAUUUUAUGUUGGUGGUCAUGGACCAAUGUUCGACCUCCACGCAGACGCCAACUCCCUCGCCCUGGUCCAGUAUUUCGCAAACGCAAAGAAACCCCUUACAGCUGUCUGUCACGGUCCGACUGUUUUUCUCAAGGCCACUGCACCCACCGGCGAGUCGCUUCUCUCCUCUGCUACGGUGACUGGCUUCUCAAAUGUCGAGGAGGAUCAGAUAGGAGCGACAGCGGUUAUGCCUUUUUUUCUCGAAGAUGAGUUGGAUCGGGCUACAGAGGGAAGAUAUGUCAAGGCUAGCGAGCCAUGGGGUGAGAAGGUGGUUGUCUCGCAGUAUGCUGGACUGGGUGGGACGUUGAUAACGGGGCAGAAUCCGGCUAGUACUGCGGGUGUGGCGAAGGAGAUUUUGAAGGCUUUGGGAUUGUAGAUAUCCGGUCAAAAAGUUGUGCACUAUUGAAGUAGUGUCACUCAAUACACGUG